This is a messenger RNA of Tupaia belangeri chinensis (Chinese tree shrew), 3432 nucleotides long. RefSeq names its product 15 kDa protein B. The record is from RefSeq and is a predicted model, not a curated record. NCBI's taxonomy places the organism in Eukaryota, Metazoa, Chordata, Mammalia, Scandentia, Tupaiidae. The coding region runs from base 1615 to 2118 and encodes 167 amino acids. The transcript has 4 exons. Gene Ontology annotation, biological process: defense response. Gene Ontology annotation, cellular component: extracellular region. Gene Ontology annotation, molecular function: cysteine-type endopeptidase inhibitor activity.
UGUGUUUCUCAAGGCCCCAGGCUGGGAUUCAAACUGCAGUCAGCCACGUGGAGCCAACUGCUCCCACCACCGGCAGCAGCUGGCCCAGCUCCGACUUUCUCAGCUUGCCCCUUAGUGUUCGGAGGACGUGUCAUGCACAGAUCUGUGCCUCCUUGUCUUUCCUGGUAGGCUUCAGUGGGAACACCCUGCAGACGCCCUCCUCCUUGCAGAACGAGAGACCCUUGGCUGAGAGCUGGCUGGGAGUUGGUGGCUGCUUCCACUACCAGGGCAGCCGAGGGAAAGGGAAGCCUUCGGAGAAAGGAGACACCCUUACCGUUCCCCUUCCUGGUCACGUCGCUGCCUGAUUGCUGUUCCAGUGACAGGAGUCCUCGCCCUUGCCCGCCGUGAUGGCGGCCCUGAAGUGCCUGCUGCUGUCAGUCAGGAGGGCUGGUGCGCCUGGGCGGUCAGGCAUCCAGAACUUGGGUGUUUUUUGGACAGUUUCUCUACAUUGCCCAGAUGGGCCUUGAACUCAUGCUCCUCCUUCCUCAGCCUCCCAAUUAACUGGGAUUAUAAGCAUAUGCCACUGCACCCAGACAGGUUUUUAGUUUUAUUUAUUUAUACCUUCCAUGAGACAGACAGAAGCAUCUUACCUUACAGGGUCUUGAUACCAAGAUCCACUUCAGCUUUUAGCCAGCGCCAGAUCAUAUGCACAGGUGUGCCUGCAUAGCCGGGCCAUGGGCACAGGUGCACUCCAUGUACCCGGGACUGUGGGGACAGCUGUGCACAUGUAUCUGGGGACGUAGGCACAGGCGUCCCCCAUGUACCCAGGGGUCGUGGGCACAGGUGUCCCGUGUACCCAGGGGUCGUGGGCACAGGUGCUCCCCGUGUACCCAGGGGUCGUGGGCACAGGUUCAUCCACGUACUGUGGGCUCACAGGCACAGGUGCACCUGGCAUGCUCAGAUGUGAAGCCAGAAUUUGCCCAUCUGGUCACCCUCAUAGAGUGUUGUGUUCAAUUUUAUUAGGCAGAGUCUGUGUGUCAGAAUCCUGUCUCAGUCACUCGGGUAGCUGGCACCGCAGGUGCCACCACCAUGCCACCUUUUACAUAAGUCAGGGAUGGAGCCCGGCCUCCCGUGACCUCAGCCUGCCCAGCAGUUGCCUCCAGUGUGUGCCACUGCAGCUGGGCUGAGGUAACUCUCAGGUCGGCAGCUAAGUUUUUAAAGUGUACAUGACACUGUGGCCAUCGACCUGAGUGCAGAAUCUGAGCCGCUGCCCCUAAGGCCAAGCAGAACAGCCAGGGAGAGGCCGCAGAGGCCCGGACCGUCAGGGCUGGGGGGCCCUCGGGCACCGGUGGGGACACCGAGGCCCAGAGUAGAGACCCUUGCCAGCAUCACGCAGGGCUCUUGCCUGAUGCCUAGGCCCUGGCCUGUUGCCCAAACCGCCUGGCCUCCCUUGGCCAAUGGGUUUUUCCACGUUGGCCAACGGGUUUCCCCACAUUGGCCAACGCUGGGUCUCCAGCAAAGGAAAGAGCGGCCCCCUCUCAGGAAGGCACCGGGCCUCCAUUUCACCACAGCCCUUGGGCAAGGCAGCCUGAAGAGCAUCUAAAAGGGGCUGGCAGCAGUGCAGGGUCAGAAGGCAUGAUGGCAGGGGCCUGGAGGGCACUCGUGCUGGUGUUGGGCGUGGCCGUGGUGGCCUGUGUGGCGCACCACCGCCUGACAUAUGAACAGAUCAUCGCCCAGGCCUUGAAGUCCUACAACGAGGGGCGACAAGGAGAGCCCCUCUUCCGCCUGCUGGAAGCCACCCCGCCUCCCAGGCUGAAUUCUACGAUCAGGAUCCCACUCAACUUCAGGAUUAAAGAGACGGUGUGCAUUUCUGGCCAGCAGAGAGAGCCCAGGGAAUGCAACUUCGAGGAAGACGGGGAGGAGCGCAAGUGCACCGGCAGCUUCACUCGGGUGCUGCACAUUCGUGCCCUGACCCUUACCUGUGACAGGGACUGCAGGAGAGCAGCAGACUCUCUGCAGCUCCCCUCCGGGGUGAGGAGUUCCCCAGAGGCUAAGAGCACCACGCUGCCACCUGCCGUCCGCAACCUAUACGAGAAAGCCAAGUAUGAAAUCAUAGCCAACAUCCUGAGGAACUUCUAGGAAUGGAGAGGGGGACCUGCGCUCCCAACGCCGCCGCCUCUUUCCACCAGCCCUCCUCCUGCUGCUGCCUCCAGCACCCCUGUCCUGCACAGUAAGAAGGCCCCUUCUAGAGGGCCCCCAGACUCUAAGCCAGUACACAUGCCUCUGCACACCUGCUCCUCUGCCUGCCAUUCCUGCCCCAUCCUGUCCGUAAGUCAUCCUGCAAGGCACAGCUCAAGUCACCUCCUCCAGGGAGCCUGCCUGCUCUCCCGGGGCAGAAGUGUCCUUUUCAUCUGCUCACUCGUGACAGACGGGCUGUGGAUGAGUCAGUGCAGCGAGCCUGCAUCCCACGACAGCGACACUUUCACACAGAGCCCUGUUCAUCCUUGCUGCAGGCCCUUCCACACAUCCAGGCCUCUUCAGGGGGGCAGUCAGAAGGCCCCUGGGGGAGGCUCAGUAAAAUGUUUCUAUAACUGAUAAGUGAAUGCUUGAAUGAUGUGUUAGAGAGAGGCUGAACUGGCUGGACCUGGGUAACCAGACUCCCAGAGGUCAGGAGCUGUGGAGGACAGGGGCCAUCUGAGGGCUGGCCUGGAGGCUCAGGGCGAGAGCAGUCUGUCCCCUGCCUCAGCUGCCUUUCGUACCUUCAGACUCUCACCUUCGCCCCAAGCUCCAGCCGGAUCCUGUCCCUGACCCCCAGACUGGCUUGUGGAAUCGGUCUCGUCCCCCUCUGCCCUUCUUGUAGCCCACCCCAGGCAGCUGCCAAAGCCCGAGUGUCAUCCCUGGCUCCUCGUGUCCUCACAGCCACAUCCGGUCACCCGCACCUUUGUCUUGGUCCCUGGUGCGUCCCCAGUCCCGAGAACAAAGCCUGGCCCUCUGCAAGUGCUCAGUAAAUGCCUGUGGAAUGGAUGACCGUCCUUUCUGUCCAGCUGGGUGCUCCUCUCUACAGAAAUAACAGUGACGUCUCCCAUUCCAGGGCUACCGUGUAGCACACCCCACCCCCUGGGUACGGGCUUUUUAGUAACAGGUCCAGGGAGGCCAAGGACCCUCUCAGUAAUGCUAAUAACCAUCUGCGUGCCUCUCCUUGGCUGGCCUUGCAAACUGCAUGUCACACCUGCAGCUUCAGCGAGGACUCCAGGUCUCAGGGAAGCGGGCCUGUGGGGAGGUGGGCAGUCUGGUUGAGCGCGACAGCCUUAUUCUUCCCCACCCUCAAACUCCCAGUUUAGGAGGCUCUUUUUUGGGGGAGAGGUUUUUGCUAUAGGGCACAUGCAUUAGCCAGAAAAACAGACAGAAAUUGAGAAAUCACCCCCCACCCCAGGGGGAUGGCCUCGCUGGAAU